AUGGGCACACCACGUCUCAGGAAGGGCCCAUUGCCGCUUUGUCCAAGGCCAUCUCAUGGGCUCAAAGCCAUGGGAGGGGAGGGGUCCUGCCAGGAUGACACAGAGUCUGGGGCCCUCACUUUCCUCCCAUCAGAUGAUGCCGAGCCUGGGAAGGCACUGAGACCGCAGCGGAGUGGGCGGGGCAGUGAGGGGAGGGGACGUGGAUGGGGCAGGGCUGGGGCACUGGAGGAGCAGGUCAGGCAGGGCCCGUCAGCCCAGAGGCACCCCAGGACUCAAGCCUGCAGCUGACCCCGCUCUCCUAGGCCUCACUGCAGCUGUGGGAAGGGGAAGCACGGAGCCCUCCCUCAAGGUCAGCGCAGCGCCUGGCUUGAGCUCCCGACAGUGACCGUCCCCUGCUGCCACCAUUGCAGUCACUGCCCUGGUGGGCAGCCUGGACCCCAGCUCCACUGUGCAUGGACUGUGUGGUCUUGGGCAGUGCCAAGCUCAGCCUCAUGGGCCUGUGGGGACGGUCACAAGAGGUCCACGUGCCAGGCCCAGGGUUAAUGCACAGGGUUACCACCACUGCGAGGUUGCCUGCCCCGUCUUGUACCCGGGCGUCCAUGCCCUCAUCUCAGGGGGCAGGACAAAGGCAAGUAG
This is a messenger RNA of Pongo pygmaeus (Bornean orangutan), 636 nucleotides long. RefSeq lists its product as uncharacterized. NCBI's taxonomy places the organism in Eukaryota, Metazoa, Chordata, Mammalia, Primates, Hominidae. The record is from RefSeq and is a predicted model, not a curated record.